This is a messenger RNA of Pyricularia oryzae 70-15, 4424 nucleotides long. RefSeq lists its product as hypothetical. The record is from RefSeq and is a predicted model, not a curated record. The transcript has 4 exons. Lineage: Eukaryota; Fungi; Ascomycota; Sordariomycetes; Magnaporthales; Pyriculariaceae. Bases 288 to 3971 code for a protein of 1227 amino acids.
CAACCAACGAAAGGUCGCAUCUAUCCUUUCAGUCACAUUGCCAAAAAGGCCUACGAGGAGCGCUGCCGACCACGCCGCCACGACCGAUUACAAACGAGAGCAUCUAGCUUGAUUGCUUGCCGAGAUCGUAUCGUAUUCCCCGUCCUCCGAAAUACUAUCACCAUCGAUCAUAACAAACCAGCAACUCUAUCCCGGCAACAGCGUGGCCCACAUCUUGCCAUACGUUCUUAUAGUCAAUGAUAUUCGUUAGCUCAUUGGUAUCAUUGUAAGGGCUCAACGUCGCACUUAUGAAAGGCAACCGCCGCCAGCCCGCGGUGGCCUCGCAGCCGACUUCUCCCGCCUCUCCCACUCCCUCCAAGGGCACCUCCAAAUACGCGAACCGUGACGGCUCCAAGAUCAUCAGCGUCCCGAAGCCUUCUUUAUCCGUCGAAACACCUCAACCCUCACCGACCGUUUCAGCUUCAAUGCCGCCCCCUACUGCAGGAAAAGGCCAGCCACCUUCUACCGCGCCGACCGCGCCUUCUGGCUCAAAUGCAUCAGGAGGCGAGGCGGCUCCCACCGUAAAUCGGAAGAAGGCCAAGCGGCGGGCAAAACUGGCUGCGAAGGCCGCUGCCGAAGCCGGUCUUAGCGGUGACAAUUUGUCAAAUGGUGUCGCAGCUCAUUCUGCCUCGUCUAGCCUGCCCAAGCAACCGUCUGACGCUGGCCACAGCGAUAAUGAAGGGGAGGCGCUGAGCAGGCCAUCUCAAACAAAUGGACACACAAGCACGGGGGCUUCCAAAUCUAAAAAGGGCAGGAAAUCGAAAAACGAGGACGGACGGUUCAUGGACUCCGCUGGCUCGGCAACAGGGUCAAACCAUCACGCAGAAAUGAGGCGACCGCCGUCACCGAUUCCUCACGCCAGCCCAGGCCGGGCUUCCGGAAUUUCUAAGGAAAAGAUCUGGAAUACCAGCUCACAGGAAGAGCGGCAACGUAUCAAGGAGUUCUGGCUGGGUCUGGGGGAGGAGGAGCGCAAGUCACUUGUCAAGGUCGAAAAGGACGCAGUCCUGAAGAAGAUGAAGGAGCAGCAAAAGCAAACGUGCAGCUGCACCGUUUGCGGCCGUAAGCGAACCGCUAUUGAGGAGGAACUAGAAGGUCUAUACGAUGCCUAUUACGAGGAACUAGAGUCUUUCGCCAACCAGCCGAAUCCCAACGGUGAUGUUCCACCGAUGCUAGGGCCUACGGGGCAUUUCGGGUCAACGGCUUAUACAUCCCAGAUCAUGCCGUCAAAAUACCCGCCAAGGCAACCUUCGCGGGGACGCAUAGUCGAGCAUUGUGGCGACGAUGAGGAUGACGACGGCGAAGACGAGUACAGCGAGGAGGAGUUAGAUGAUGAUGAGGAUUACAGUGACGAUGAGGAGCCUGAGGAGAUGCACCGCCAACGGCCAACCGAAUAUCAGACGGACUUCUUCAACUUUGGCAACUCACUCACUGUCCAGGGUGGCAUCCUCACUGUCGCCGACGACCUACUCAAAAACGACGGCAAAAAGUUCAUAGAAAUGAUGGAGCAGCUAGCCGAGCGCCGCAUGCAGCGCGAGGAGGAUGCCAAGGAACAGUUUGCUCGGAAUUAUCACAUUAACGGCAACAACUAUCCCGCACACGCCCAUCCUCCACCUCCCGAAGACGACGAAGAGUACGAAGACGAGGAGGAGGAGGAGGAGUAUGACAGCCAGGACGAGGAGUACGAUGAAGAAGAGGACUCGAUGACCGAGGAGCAGCGGAUGGAAGAGGGCCGCAGGAUGUUCCAGAUAUUCGCCGCCCGCAUGUUCGAGCAGCGAGUACUUACAGCUUAUCGAGAAAAGGUCGCUAAGGAGCGGCAAGAGAAGCUGCUGGAGGAACUCGCGCAGGAAGACCGAGAAACCGAGAAACGAAAGGCGAAAAAACAAAAAGAAGCGCAAAAGCGACGAGACAAAGCACUCCAAAAGAAGCAGGCGCAGGCCGAGGAGAAGGCCCGCAAGGAUGCUGAAAAGGCUGCUGAAGAAGCUGAGCGCCUUGCAGAAGAACAGCGCCGGCAGGAGGAGCAACGACAAAAGAACGAAGAGCGUAAGAAGAAGAAGGAAGCGCAGAGAAAGGCAGAGGAGGAAGAGAGGCAGCGGAAAGAGGCAGAGAGACUACGUCGGGCACAGGAACAAAAGGAGCGGCAGGCAGAACAGGAUCGUAAAGCCCGCGAGGCAAAAGAGAAGGAGAAAAAGGCAAAGGAAGAGGCCAAACAGCGUGAGAAAGCUGCUCGUGAGCUCAAGGAGCGCGAGGCUCGCGAGCGUAAGGAGAAGGCGGAUAAGGAAAGGCUUGAAAAGGAGGCCAAGAUCAAGGCCGAGAAAGAAGCGAGGGAGGCACAGAGGAAAGCCGAAAGGGCGUCGCAAAAGGCGACAACCCUUGCAAACGUGCCUGUGCCCACCGGACCGGCCAGGCGACAGUCGCAAGCGCCCAACCCAGCACCAGCACUUCCUCAAAGCCAACAGGCCUCUGUUGCGUCCCCUCAACUUCCAACAGCAGUACCCGCUCUUCCCAAACUACCGACGCCCCAGAAACCGAGACGGACAUCUCAACAGGAGCCCUUCACUUCUGGAUUUGCGGCUCAACAAGUCCACGGACAGGGCGCGGGUCAAUAUCCUGCGCCCCCGAAAGCCGCAACGCCAGUACAUACUAGUCCUGGACCAGGCGGCCUCCUCAGCAAAGGCAGCAGCAGCCAGGGGCAAUCGUUGCACUCCCAGGCCACCUCACCACUGGGCACAUCGCUUCCUACGUCGACUUCUCUACCUACCCCAUUUGGCAUGCCUCACCCUCCUCCUAAUCAACAUUAUCCUCCAGGCAUAGGGCCACUGAACGCGCCUCCUGGCUUGGGAGGCCCGCGUCUAUUCAAUGAUUAUCCUGAACAAAUGUACCAGCAGAGUCCCUUUGGAUUUAGGCAAGCUACGCAACAGCAUCCCCAGCUGCCGCCAGGGCUUGGGAUUCCCAUGGGCCCAGGACGCGGCCUCGGUCAUGGGCCUCCACCGCCCCCGGGAUUAUCGGCCCAGCAGUCUGAUUUUCCCAAUAUGCCUGCGAGUAUUUUCGGUAGUAUACCCAAAGAACCCUCCCCUUUGAGCUCUCAUUCAAGGCAAGCGUCGGCGAACUUCGACAGCCCGAUCGCAGCAACACCAAUAGCACGACCUACUCCGAUCGGUCGUCCAGGAAGCGUUGUUCAAGGGCGACGUGGCUCAUCCGAUUCUCCUGGUCGUCCUGGUCAGCCUGGUCAGGACAACUUGGAGGAGAUUAGCGCCCCCCAUCUAGGUUCCAGUGCCUUGUUAGAUGAUCUGGACGAGCCCCUGAUGGACGACUUUAUGCAAGACACCCGGUCGGCCAGACGAAGCAUUCCCGGCCCUCCCCAGUCAAGCCGGUUUCCCCCGCCUGCGGUUGGAUCGUUUCCCAUGAGCAACUCUCCAUUCGGUCCAAGUCUCUGGUCACAGCCGGGUCCAUCCCUUGUCAAUCAAGGGUUCGGCGGUUCUUUUGGACAACCUGCUCCUCCGCCAGGCUUCAAUAGCCUUUCAGAUGCCCUAAGCGUCAACAGCCCCUGGACCUUCGCCAGUCGCCCCCCGCCGAGACACAAUCUGCCUCAAAUGCGCAAGGUCCUGAUACAAGCUUGUUUGGACCUCGCUAGCACCAAGACACCGCUGCUUGAUGAGAAGGCAGAAGACCCAAGCCGUCGGUACCUGCCCAUUACAGCUGUCAAGAAAUGCGUGGACACGAAGUUUGCUUCUGGCUCAACAUUUACGGUUGACGAUCUUAUGAGCAUGACCAACACAGAAGGCAACGCAAACAACGGAGGUGGCAGUUUUGACACCCAAGAAUUCGAUGGAGAAUUGUGUGUGCGAUGGGUACCUGACGACAUUGGUGAUUCGAGGACGGUUGGACGCAGUGUUGGGGAGAUCGGUAGCCCAAUCGUCGGCUCCAGAGGUUGAAAAUGAUUUGAACCCCCGUUGUCUGCGCCCUCGAACGGCACGGGGUGGCAAGGCCAGGGGAAGAGAUACGUUCAGACCGAUGGUUUGGAACCCUCCGACCUUUCGGGCCUGGGUUAUUUGAGUUUGGUUCAGUCAACUGUCGGCUUCAACUGGCUGUAUUAGCCUGUAAUGAGAGCACAUAUAACAAACCCCUUUCGGGCCCGUGCUCUCUGCCUCUGUUAUUGAGCUUCUUCUCAUCCCAAAUUCUCCUUGGAGUACCCUAGGAAAGGUCUUGUUGAUUAUCAUUGUGUCUGGCGGUAUAUGGACUCUGGAUGGAGGGGGCGUUAGGCAUCCUCUCGAAUCCCUUAUUGGGCUUAGUGAAAAUGAAAAUGACACAACAAAUACCAACAUCAAUACUGGAGUAAUUGAAAAUGACUUAUUGCAGAAGUAAAUUGCAUUCGGUUCUCGUCUUGG